Gongylonema pulchrum is the source of this 1235-nucleotide messenger RNA. Lineage: Eukaryota; Metazoa; Nematoda; Chromadorea; Rhabditida; Gongylonematidae. The record is from the annotation of a GenBank genome assembly.
UUGCAGAUUGAAACAAAGAAUGCGAUAGCAGAACUGCUAAAACUAAAGGGGCAAUAUAAAGAAGAAUUCGGCGAGGAAUAUACACCAGCUGCUGCUGACGCUAUAAAAGACCGAAAGGUAAUAACAAAAGCGGAUCUGAUCGAAUAUUAUGACGUCUCAGGUUGUUAUGUUUUGCGCCCUUGGUCAUUUGGAAUCUGGGAAAUUAUCAAGAAUUUUUUUGAUAGGGAGAUCAAAAAACUGGGCGUACGCAAUUGUUACUUUCCAAUGUUUGUCUCACAAAAUGCACUGGAAAAGGAGAAGAAGCAUAUUGCUGAUUUUGCGCCUGAGGUGGCGUGGGUAACUCGAGCUGGUAGUUCGGAGUUGAGCGAACCGAUUGCAAUACGUCCAACAAGUGAGACGGUGAUGUAUCCAAGCUAUGCGAAAUGGGUGCAGUCUCAUCGUGAUCUGCCAAUUCGACUGAAUCAGUGGUGCAAUGUUGUGCGCUGGGAAUUCAAACACCCGACUCCAUUUCUGAGGACACGCGAGUUCUUGUGGCAGGAGGGGCAUACAGCGUUCCAAACGGCGGCAGAAGCUGAGGAGGAAGUGUUUACAAUUCUCGAUUUGUAUGCUAAAGUUUACACUGAUCUUCUGGCUAUACCAGUCACCAAAGGCCGUAAAUCGGAAAAAGAGAAAUUUGCUGGUGGUGAUUUUACAACAACCGUUGAAGCAUUCGUUCCAGUCAAUGGGCGAGGCAUUCAGGGCGCGACAUCUCAUCAUCUCGGACAGAAUUUUUCCAAAAUGUUCAAUAUUUCCUUCGAAGAUCCUGAAACUGGAAAAAGAUCAUUUGCCUGGCAAAAUAGUUGGGGUAUGACAACGAGGACAAUCGGUGCGAUGAUAAUGAUACAUGGUGAUGACAGUGGACUGGUGCUGCCACCCCGGGUUGCGCCUCUUCAAGUGAUUGUGAUACCGGUUGGAAUCACAGCACAAAUGGAUGAAGAAACGAAGAAAAAAAUCAUUGUGAAGGCGGAGGAAAUUGCUAAAAAUUUAAAAAAUUCGAACAUCCGGGCUGAAAGCGACCUACGAGAUAACUAUUCGCCGGGAUGGAAAUUCAACCACUGGGAAUUGAAAGGCGUUCCAAUAAGACUUGAAAUUGGACCAAUGGAUCUAGCAAAAUCUCAGGUGAGUCGAGGCGAAUGUACAGUUGAGGGGGAAGUAAAUUCUCUCGGGAAAUUUGAGCUUAUUUCUAAUCUUUGAGU